This is a messenger RNA of Vigna angularis (adzuki bean), 842 nucleotides long. RefSeq lists its product as uncharacterized. The transcript has a single exon. The record is from RefSeq and is a predicted model, not a curated record. NCBI's taxonomy places the organism in Eukaryota, Viridiplantae, Streptophyta, Magnoliopsida, Fabales, Fabaceae. The coding region runs from base 142 to 633 and encodes 163 amino acids.
AGGUUUUCGCCAAAACCUUCAUUUCCCAUUACACCCUUUCGGCUUUUGCAACGAAACGACAAAGACCCAAGAGCAACAACCGACCGCACAAAAGCAGGAAGCAGCAGAACAGCGUAAUCGUGCUUUUCUUUUUCUCUCACGAUGAUGGGUCUGAGCAAGCUCGGAACCACGAUAAUGGCGGUGACGGCGUUUACUCUGGUGGCCCUGGCCGCGGAGAUCGUGUACGUGCUGUGGCAACGGCGUCAGACGCUCCGUCCGCGCGUGCGCGUGGAACCCCAGGAGGCUUCGCGCCAGUGUUCUACCUCGUCUUCUCCGAGCGAUGAUGACUUGGACCUGGAGCUGGAACAGCACGUGAUGAAGUGGCACUGUCUUAACGGUCCCUCUAGGGUGCUCUUCACCAUUAAGGAGGAAGAGAGAGAAGAGGUUGAGUCCGAUAACGGUAACGGUAACAGUUCGUCCGUGGAGUGUAACAAAAAGAAGUGGGUAAGUGAACGUGUGGCGGUGGACGAGGUCGCCAUCACCGUCGCGGUCGAGGAAUUGUUGGACGAAACGACGCCGUUCUCGACGCCGUGUGCUUCACCUCCGUACUACACGCCGCACGCUUCGCCGAGUCGCGAGUGUCGUAAAGAUUAAAACGACGGUUGUUAUGGUUAAACACCAGCACCUCGUACGUUAUGAAGAGGUAUUAACAUUGUAAUUUAGAAUGCUUAGAUUGUGUAGAUUUAGAUUAAGAUUUAGAUUGAAUGAAUAUGAAUCCAACAUUGGAAACGAAAGGGAAAGUUUGUGUAAAAUAGUAAAAGUGCUUACUAUUACUAGUGAAGUGUGCUUGAAUCCGGGGGUCA